AUGCCGCCGCUUCUUUUUCUUCUUCUCGCCAAAGGCCUCGUCGUACACCUCGGCCACCGUCGUGUCGCCCGGUUUCCGCUUGGACGACGGCGCCUUGCUGCUCUUGAUGCUCACCGUCGUGCUGCUGCCCUUCUUCGUGCCGCCGCCGUUCUGCAUGGCCGCGGCCACCUGCCGCUCGGCCUCCUCCCAGCCCGGCACAUCACCCUCCUCGACCUCGUACUGGUCGAGGGGCAGGGCGUUGAUCAGCUCGCGCUGCUUGCGCCGGCGCACCUUUUCCUCGUCCUCAUCGUCGCUGGCCACCUCGUCAUCGUCAUUCUCAUCCUCGUCCUCUGCAACACCCAAGCUCUUCUUGCCGGCCUUGGCGUUGAGCUCAUCCGCAAUCGACAGAGACAAUGGCUUGAACUUGUCGUCCACCACCUCGUCGUCGUGCACACCCGUUGCGUCCGCGCGAGACACGCCCAGGGGACCGCGUGCUGCGCGCGGCAUCUCGGCCUCGACGGCGGCGGCGACAAUGGUGGCAAAGUGGCUCGUGACCUUGCGAAGAAUCUUGAUGAACAUGGCCAUCAGCUGCGAGACGGGCAGCGUCAAGUCGGCCGACACCGUGUCCAUGUCCUUGCGCUGCAGACCGAUGCCCAGCAGGAUGCCCUGCAUGACACCCGUGAGCUCGACACCGGCCUUGGUGUUGCGCCCCUCGCCAUUGGCAGCGGCCGCAGCCACACCCGGCAGCUUGGGCGCGCCCAGCCGGCCCGUAAAGUACAGGUGGGCGACCGUCGGCACCAGGUCGAGAAUCAGAUGGUAGUCGAGCAUGUUGUUCGCAUACGACUCCAAGCGCUUCAGGUCAAACGGCGUCAGCAGCGCGUCCAGUUCGGCCUUGGUCAGGGCCGGCGGUGCGCCGCCGUGGGCAGCGUCGUCCUGGUCGGCGAAGCGUGCCGCACCAAUGCGCGCGGCCUCACUGAUGCUCAGUGCAAACACAGAGCUAAAGUCGCGGAACUGGAAGGACAGCAGCGACAGGUAGCGCCGGUGGAAGUCGCGCGAGAAGGCGCCCAGCCACGAAGCGUCGCCGCUCGUGGCGCUGGACUCGAGCGGCCGCAGCAUGACACACGUGUGCUCGCCCGUCAGCUCGUUGGCCGUCUGGCGCAGGUACACGGGUGCAAACGAGGCGCGCUUCCAAAACUUGAGCAGUUCGCCCGUCAGGCCGUAGCUGACACCAACGUAGUCCAGUGCGGGCGGCCGGCUCUCAGACAGGCGCGAAAACAGCGGCGGCAUCGACUGGAUGUCGCGCACCUUGACAUUGUCGUCUUCGAGCAGCGAGGUCUGCGCCAGCUCCGCGUCGGUCACGCGCUUCAUGGUCGCAGACGCGCCGUGGUUCUCGAGGGUGUCCAAGUCCGCCUCCGACAGGUUCGUAAACUUGCCGCCGUAGUGGUCGCACAGCAGCUCCAAAGCGCGCGCCCCGUAUCCGCUGCGCACGUAGUUGGGGUUUGUGGCGAUGCGGACAAUGCGUGCGCCGGACAGCGACGCAAAGCCGUCGUCCUGGAACUGCUGGCUCACGAGCCAGGGAAUCAGGUCACCCGCGGGGCGCGUACCGCGGCUGAGGGCAUUGAGCACGCUCUCGCGGCUGAUGCGGCCUUCAAGCGCCACCUGGAUGACACAGAGCGGCUCAGGCAGGCGGCUGCUGUCCUCGGAGAUGGGCGGCACCAACACGAAAAGCUCGUGGGCGGGGGCGUCGCUCAUCAGCUGCAGAUCGUCGGGCGUGUUUUUGUAGUGACUGGAGACGUAGAGGGCGACCAUUUGCUGGAGGAAGCGCUCGGACACGGCGUGGAAGGAGAAGAGGGUGUCGCGGUUCACCUGCAGGAGCUCGCACGACGACGGUGCUGGGCUGCCGCCCUGGGCACGCGGCAACUUGGCGUCGAGACACAGCACGGUGUUGAGCCAGCUUUCGACGGCGUCGCCCUGGGCGUACCGGAUGGGCUCCGAGAGUGUGAUUUCACGCAACGUCCGCGCCCCACCGAGGCCACCGCCCUGGUAGUCGAAGGGAUCUUGCACCUUGGCGGCGCGGCCCGUCGACCGGUACGGGCCCAUGAGCUUGCGCACAAGCGGCAGCGGGAUGGCGGCGGCCUCGUCAAUGACCAGCAGCUCGGCCUGGCCCAGAACGUGAGCGUCCUGGGGACGGAUGUACUGGAUGGUCUGGCGGUGGUUGCGGUGGAUGUUGACGCGGACAACGGGCUUGUUGGCGAGGUCCGGGUUGGUGGACUGGAUGAUGGUGUAGUCGACGUGGUCGAGGUAGCCGAGGGCAUCGAAGCCGCGGAAGACAAAGUCGAAGAGGGUCUUGAGGUUCUCGGGGGAGGGCGAUGUAAUGAAGAUGUUGGCAUAGCCGUGCGCCACAGCGGCAGCCACGGCAACACCCAUGGCGGCCGACUUGCCGCGACCGCGGGCGGCCGUCAGCGCCACAGUGCCCUGCAGGGACUUCUCGGCGAGGGCGUCGGUGAAGGUCAGGAGGGCCUGGGCCUGGUCGAGAGUGCGGGCGAGGGGCACAAGGCUGCCGAUGGGUGGGGUGUCGCUCAGCGAGUCCUUGAGCUCGGCGAGCUUGCGUGUGUUCUCGGAACGCGAGCCGCCCUCGCCGCUGCCAUCCUCGUCGUCGUCGUCGUCCACGUUGAGCUCAUCGUCAAUAACGAGGCAGGCGUCGCAGCCGCCGAGCGACAGGAUGAAGCGCUCGUUGAAGCGCGGCACGACGUCGGUGUGGGCUUCGGUGCGGUAGCGCGAGUGGACGUCCAUGGUCAUGGUGUAGAGUUGGCGCAGACUGGUCAUGCUCUUGAGCAGCAGCACGACCAAGCCGCCGCCCUCGACGGUCUCGACGGUGCGGGCCAGCAUGUUGGGGGUCAGGGCCUCAAAGUCCUGGAGGAUGCACAUGCCGUAGGUGUUGCCGAGAAUCUUGUCGGUCUCCUUGUAAUAGACAUAGCGAAUGUCAUGGAGCGUGACAAACAGCUCAAAGGGGUCGUUGGUGUUGGCCUCGCGAACACCGCGCUUGACCUCCUUCUUGAUCUUGGCCUCGCGCUUCUUGCGGUGGCUCGUAAAGUCGAGCAGCUUCUUCUUGUAGGCCCAGAGCACAGACUUGUUCCUGGGCGUGACACCGGCCGAGGAGGAGCUUCCGCUGGCGACAUCCAUGCUGGACAUGAUGUAGUGCAGGUGCACGAUCACGUCCUUUGCGCGGUCGCCGACGACGACGAAGAUGCUGCGCUUCUUGCUCUGGACGCCAUUGCGGAUGAGCGUCGGGAUGCGGGCGUCGACGGCUUUUCGAGACAUUGUGGAUGUUGGGUGUGUUGUGACGAAGAAGAGAAAAGGAGGAGGGAGGGAGAGGGAGAAAAGGAGAAAAGGAGACAGGAUUCUCCUGAGAACAGAUGUCGUCGACAGGGAAGGAAGCAACAAAGUCCACUGGCCAAACAGGAAGGCUCACCUCACAGCUGUUUUGAAUUUUCCUAG
This is a messenger RNA of Sporothrix schenckii 1099-18, 3477 nucleotides long. RefSeq lists its product as uncharacterized. The transcript has 3 exons. Bases 1 to 3477 code for a protein of 1158 amino acids. The record is from RefSeq and is a predicted model, not a curated record. Lineage: Eukaryota; Fungi; Ascomycota; Sordariomycetes; Ophiostomatales; Ophiostomataceae.